Molecule: messenger RNA, 642 nt
Organism: Anopheles maculipalpis
Lineage: Eukaryota; Metazoa; Arthropoda; Insecta; Diptera; Culicidae
Gene: DCTN5-p25
Product: dynactin subunit 5
Exons: 3
Coding region: 33-593 (186 amino acids)
Source: RefSeq, a predicted model, not a curated record
CUUUACCGCAAACUCGUAAUUGAAGCAUCGCGAUGGAUGCCCUAAACACGUACUACAGCAAGGAAGAGUACGUGGAAACUGCAUCCGGUAACAAAGUUAGCCGCCAGACAGUGCUCUGUGGAUCGCAAAACAUUGUCCUCCACGGUAAGGUAAUCGUGCAGAGCGGUGCCAUCAUCCGUGGGGAUUUGGCUUCCGUACGCACCGGUAGAUACUGUGUGAUUUCGAAAGGAUCCGUCGUACGACCACCGUACAAACAGUUCAGUAAGGGUGUUGCCUUUUUUCCACUCCAAAUCGGGGAUCAUGUGUUUAUCGGUGAGGGAGCCGUUGUGUCGGCGGCAUCGAUCGGAUCUUACGUUUACAUUGGCAAAAACGCUGUGAUAGGACGUCGAUGCUUGUUGAAGGAUAACUGUAUUAUCGAGGAUGGAGCAGUUGUACCACCGGAAACGACUGUCGCUAGCUACAUGCGCUUUACCGCCGAUGGAAAGAUCGAAGGCGGACAAGGCAAUCCCGAUUUCGUACCACACGCGAUGCUGGAUUUAAUGAUCGAGUUCACCAAAUCGUAUUACGACCACUUCGUACCGGCACCCAACUGACGGCAACGUGAGCUCUCGACCGUUCCGAGAGUUCCACGUGUGCAAUGAA